Molecule: messenger RNA, 2048 nt
Organism: Argentina anserina (silverweed cinquefoil)
Lineage: Eukaryota; Viridiplantae; Streptophyta; Magnoliopsida; Rosales; Rosaceae
Product: ankyrin repeat-containing protein BDA1-like
Exons: 2
Coding region: 179-1693 (504 amino acids)
Molecular function (GO): protein binding
Source: RefSeq, a predicted model, not a curated record
UCCUCUGACUUUUAGCACAGCUGGGUCAAUUCUUUAUACUCAAAUACCAUUUCUUUAGUCUCUUUCAGAGUACCAGAUCCACCACCCAUCUUUAUUCUCAACCAGAUGAAGUCGCCAAAACUCUGAAACCAUCAAAGCGGUCAAGCAGACGACUUUACAGAAACCCAGAACAGCAAAUAUGGAGAAGAAGCUUUCAGAUAUAGCUAUGGAAGGAAGCGUGAACAAGCUCAAUGAUCUGAUCCAAGAAGAUCCACUUGUACUUGACAGAGCUUUGGUUUCAUGCUUCUCUGAAACCCCACUUCACAUAGCUUCAAUGUUGGGCCACGUGGACUUGGUUAAAGAGCUGCUGAGUCGCAAGCCCGAGUUCGCCGCCGAGUUGGACUCGCGCGGGUCGACGCCGCUGCACCUGGCGGCGGGGAAGGGGCACGUGGAGGUUGUGAAGGAGCUGAUUUGGGCGGAUUCCGCGGCGUGUUUGGUGCGGAACCAGGAUGGGAUGACGGCGCUCCACGUGGCUGCGGUAAAGGGGAGAGCUGAGGUGGUGGGGGAGUUGGUCCGAGCCAGGACUGAGUCGACUCGGGCGUUGACGGAUAGAGGGGAGAGUGUGAUGCAUUUGUGUGUGGGGAGUAAUAGGUUGGAGGCUUUGAGGGUUUUGGUGGAGAGUGUUGGGAAAGAUGAUCAGCUAGUGAAUUUGAAGGAUGGGAAUGGUAACACCAUUCUGCAUAUUGCUGUGACCAAGAAGCAACUUGAGAUGAUUAAGUUUAUGCUGGCCAAUAUUGGAGUGAAUGUGAAUGUUUUGAAUGUGAAUGGCUCUACUGCACUGGACAUUCUACUGCAGAGUCCAAGAGAUUUGAAGGACAUGGAGAUUGAGGAUUGCCUUCGAGAUGCUGGGGCUCAGAGGGCAAAGGACAUGCGUUCAAUUGAGCAUGAAUGGGUUCCAAAGAAAGAACCUCAGAUAACAAGGCGUGUAACCUCUGUAGUGUCUUCUAGUGGUGGUGAAAGGACAUUAACAAGACGUGCAACUUCUGUAGUAUCCACGAGUGGUGAACGCCAGAUAUCAAGGCGCCUAGGCUCGACAGUGUCAUCGAAAGGGAGUGAUUCUAACAAACAGGUGGCAAAACAGGAGCCUACUGAGUGGCUUGGCAGGAAGAGAGAUUCAUUGAUGGUGGUGGCAUCACUCAUCGGAACUGUAGCAUUCCAAGCUGCAAUAACCCCACCUGGAGGUGUUUGGCAAGAUGACCGCCAAGUAGACGAUAAUGGUAACCCUGUUGAUGACCCUCAUACCGUAGGAACAUCUAUCAUGGCCACAAACAAUAGUAAAGAGUAUGGUGUGUUCAUGAUCUUCAACACAAUUUCCUUCCUUGCAUCCCUGAGCAUCAUUCUUCUUCUUGUUAGUGGACUGCCUAUAAAAAAGCGGAGGUGGAUGUGGAUACAGAUGAUCGUAAUCUGGAUUGCCACUACUACACAAGUCGCAACUUACUUCCUCUCGCUCCGUCACAUGUCCCCUAAGACUGUGGAACAUGUCUUGCGUCAGGUCUCAACAAUAUCUGUUUUGACAUGGUUGUGUUUGAUGUUGCUUGUCUUCAUAGGGAAUGUCAUUCGUUUGAAUUUAUGGGUUCUCAGGAAGUAUGGUUAUCUUAAGCCAAAAGAGGGAGACCCAUCAGCUACAAUUGAUGAAGAACUUGAAGAGGUGUGAUGAAUGGAUUACAGGAAGCAGUCAUUGUAGUCUUCUUGGUUUCUUAAGGUUUUGGUCAUGGAAGUCUUUGACACUGGAUUUGUUAGUGUUACAACAAUACAACACCUGUAGUAGUCUCUGCUCAAGUUUUGUGUGUCAAAGUAGUUUUUCAGAAAGUUUUGCAGCAGAGGCUUGCCAAGUGUUGAGACUUGAGAUUCAACGUUUGGAGAUCUGGAUUUUAGCUGCAAGCAAACCUGGCUGAAGAUGUUGAAGUCAUAUUCUCUGCAAAAAAGUAUAUUGUAUUAUUCAUGUGAAUUGUUUCUUAUCUUCAAUGAGUGCCAUAUUUCUAAAUAACAAAGGAAAUAUACUUGAUUUC